AUGGCUCAGAAUCUCUACUUGUCCGGAAUGAUAGCUGGAAGAAUAUGGUGGUUAAAUCGGAGGUUCAAAAAGCUAUUUGCCAGUCGCCGUGGUCAAAAUUUUUUAGGGCCUAUCCUGGAAUCUGCAUUACUCACUCCAAUAUUUCUUUUUGCGUGGCUGUUUCUGAAUUUAUCAAUUGUUGGCCUUGCGGAUGAUGGCUUAGAAAUUAUAAGACCUUGCACAUUGACUCAGGUUGUGGGCAUUGCAUCUACAAUGAUUAUUGUCCGUAUCGGUCUUGGCAUAGAUGUUCUUGCCACGUCGCAGCCAUAUUCCACAAUUGGGGUUGUUGAAGUGCAGGCUGCUGGACCAAUGGAUCACCCAGAGCAGAGCUGUACACAAACAGCCACUGCCAACACUGACAAUAUUCAGCCCUUUGAACUCAAGUAUGAGGAUCCCGAAAUGCAAGCUGCUGGACCCACAGCCAUAGAGUAUCAUCCAGAGCAGACUUGCGUGCUCGCAGGCACUACUCACACCAACAAUGUUCUCUCAAUGAUUCAACCCUUUGAGCUGAAGUAUGAGCUUCCUAUCGAAGCUCAAGCUUUGCCAUAG
Messenger RNA from Lentinula edodes (shiitake mushroom), 588 nucleotides. RefSeq lists its product as uncharacterized. The transcript is spliced from 4 exons. The record is from RefSeq and is a predicted model, not a curated record. The coding region runs from base 1 to 588 and encodes 195 amino acids. Lineage: Eukaryota; Fungi; Basidiomycota; Agaricomycetes; Agaricales; Omphalotaceae.